ACACUGGAAGGAUGUGGAAGUAUGUGUGCAAAAAGCCAGAGAAAUGAAACAGUAUUCUGCUGAACUGCUGAAUACAGAAGGUGUUAUGCAUGAAGAACGUGGAGAAUUCCAACAAGCAUUGUCUUCACAUAUGAAUGCUGGCCUGCUAGACCCACAUUUUGUACCGUCCAAGGUACGGAUUGGUGCAUUGUUGACCAAGAUGGGGUUGAUUGCUUUGCAUGUGGCGAGAACUGUACUCUCAGAUGCACUGAGGAUCGAACCUACCAACCGUAAGGCUUGGUAUCACCUAGGUAUGGUACACAAGGAUGAUGGUCGCCUUUCGGAAGCCGUAGAUUGCCUCCAGGCAGCAUCGAUGCUCGAAGAGUCGGACCCUGUUGAAAACUUCAGAUCUAUCCUUUGAUCGGCGCCCAUACCUUCCAGCCUCGGGCACAGUCCAAUGCGCAGACCAUGACACAUAC
Molecule: messenger RNA, 458 nt
Organism: Hibiscus syriacus
Lineage: Eukaryota; Viridiplantae; Streptophyta; Magnoliopsida; Malvales; Malvaceae
Product: protein NPG1-like
Exons: 3
Coding region: 44-400 (118 amino acids)
Molecular function (GO): protein binding
Source: RefSeq, a predicted model, not a curated record